This is a messenger RNA of Nasonia vitripennis (jewel wasp), 1027 nucleotides long. RefSeq lists its product as uncharacterized. NCBI's taxonomy places the organism in Eukaryota, Metazoa, Arthropoda, Insecta, Hymenoptera, Pteromalidae. The transcript is spliced from 3 exons. Bases 1 to 738 code for a protein of 245 amino acids. The record is from RefSeq and is a predicted model, not a curated record.
AUGACCUGGGGAACCUUGAUGAACCCUUUGUCCUUAGCUGACUGGCCGAACUCAGUCUCAGUAAAAACAAAACCUGCCACCAAGCCCCAGAAAGUCAGAGUAUAUAAGUAUAAUUCGUCAUGGGAAAACGAGACUUGGGCGAAAGGUUGGUUGGUAAAAAAUCGAGAUAAUCAUAAUGCUAAUCAGCAAGCGUUUUGUAAACUCUGCCGUAAACCUCUUCGAGCCCAUCCAACAGAUUUAGAAGCUCACAGCAAAAGAGAUUCACACGUAAAACUAUUUGAGAGUUUGGCUGCUGAAAAUCAACCGAAAAUAACUACAGUUUGCAAAACACAAACAGAUAAGAAAAAAGAAAAUCAUGAAAGGGACUUAAUACUAGCAGCUUACAUUGCAACGCAUUCGAGCAUAAGAGGCGUAGAUCAUUUAAGUGAAAUUUUGAAAGAUUUGAAGGUAAUAGAAGAUCUUAGAUUACACAAAACAAAAUGUAGGAAUUUAAUUAAAUACGUAAUUGCACCAAAUAUGCUACAGGAGCUGAUUGAAGAUGUUGGUGAUUGGGGUUACUCAUUGAUCGUUGAUGAAUCAACUGAUGUUGCAACAAUGAAGUUUCUGUGUCUUUGUAUAAAGUAUUUUAGCCAUAAGCAAAACAGGAUAGUUACUGCUUAUUUAAGUUUAAUUGAAGUCGUAAAAGCAGAUGCUAACACUUUAUGUUAUGCAAUUAUUGAGUAUUGUAAAAAAAAUUAAUUUAUACUUGAAAUAUUUGAUCGGUUUAGGUACCGACGGAGGUACGAAUCUUUGCGGUAAUAAGUAUUCUGUCUAUGCGCUGUUGAAAGCGCAAUUUAAUGAAAACCUACAAUUGGUAAGAUGUAUCUGCCACUCGUUGAACAACGCUGCUUCAGCUGCCGCCAAUCACUUUCCAGCAAACGUUGAAUUUUUAUGUAGGGAAAUAUACAAUUAGUUUAACCAUAGUGCAAAUCAAAAAUCAGAGUAUAAGACAACGUGGGAAACAAUAAAUACUGGUGUAGAAGCUGAU